AUGAUAGAAACAGAGCAGAACGACUCUGAAAAAAAAAGGUUCUUUAAGGAUGAGCUAGAAUCCUCACAGGAAACUCAGUUAAUAUUCGAUAAAUCAUUGGAAAAUAAAUCUUCCUUCUUAUUCGCUGAUCAUUCUGUUGAGGAUGUACCAAAGUCACAAGCAGAAUCAGUCAUUCCAGAAGGAAAUGUCACGAUGCAGGUAUUCUGUACUGAGCUUAAAAGUAUAAUCCCAGAGAUGAGUGAUAAUAUCUGUGAAGAACUGUAUAAUAAAUUUAGGGACUCACAAGAUCGAUUAUCUAAUGCUAUAACAUAUUACUUUGAGCAUUACAACAAUGAAAAAAAAGAUAUGUUUGACCAGACGCCGUCUUCACCAGCACCUGCUGCAUCAAGCUCUUCAUCGGGCACACCUUCAUCACAAUGGUUGUUCACACAAUCGAAGAGAAGGAAAACUUAUGGUGAAAGAAAUAUAGAAAGAUUGAAACCAAAUAUUAGGUGGAAGCGCUUUAUUGGCGCACUCCAAGUAACAGCCAUGGCAACAAGACCAACGAUUAGACCGUUAAAAUAUGGUACAGAGCUUAAGUUAUUGAAGACUUCUUCUUCACCCAAAAUUUACGACACAACUGGCAGGAAAAAAAGUACAAUGGCAAAUUAUGUUAGAGUUUUUGAUAAUAAAGAAAGUAGAGAACUUGGAAGAUUUUCCGAAGACAUCGCCCAAACCAUAUAUCCCCUCUUGGAUACUGAUGAAAUCAGUUUCGAAGUAACAAUGGUAUACUGUGGAAAUAAAAGAUUAAGCAUUGGUGAUAAUUUCAUUUUACAAGUCGAUUGUUUUUUAUCGUCCCUUUUAUUUGACUCUUCGAAGAAUGGAUACGCCCCAGAUGUAAAUCAUGACUUUCAUAGGAGAUCAUGGGAAAAUUCUAAGAAAGGUAUAGUGGAAACGGAAGAAGAAUUACAAAGGCGAUCCAGAACAACGGCGCUUAUAUCUUUGUUCGAUAAACUCAGUCUUAGACCAAUUCUGAAAGAAGCUGAAGAUACUGAGAAAAUAAAUAAGUCUUUUACUAACGAUACAGAAGUGAUAGAUUUGGAAGAUGACGAAACUCUUGACAGAAUAAUGUCACAAGACUCUGAAGCUUUGGAAGCAACAACUCACAAUGAAGAUUCAAUGAACUUGAAUCAACUUAAAAAUUUCUAUAACAUAACGCAAUCUUCCGAUUCACUCAAAAUUUUACCUGAAACAGAACCUUCAAAAGAUGUAUUCAAACUUGAGCUAAGAAAAUACCAGAAGCAAGGGCUUACAUGGAUGCUUCGAAGGGAACACGAGUUCGAAAAGGCUGCCGGUGAUGACAAGGAGAUAGAUAGCAACAUGAUGAAUCCUUUGUGGAGACAGUUUAUGUGGCCUAAAAAUAUGUCUUGGACCGCUCAGAAAUUAGAAGAUCAUUGUGAAGAUCUGUCUGAGGAUAUUUUCUUUUAUGCCAAUUUACAUACAGGCGAGUUUUCUUUUGAGAAACCAAUCUUGAAGACAAUGACAAGAGGCGGUAUACUCUCAGAUGAAAUGGGUCUCGGUAAAACUAUUUCCACUUUGGCACUGAUUUCCACUGUACCUUAUGAUUCUGAAGCAAUAGGCAAAAAGUUGUUCAAAACAGAAACGGCUCUUUCUGACACCGAUGAAACUUUCAAAAGAAGGCCCUAUGCUUCAAAAACUUCCCUAGUUGUGGUCCCAAUGUCACUUUUAAACCAAUGGAGCGAUGAGUUUCAAAAGGCCAAUGCCUCUUCGACCAUGUAUUCUGAGGUCUAUUACGGUGGAAACGUUACCAAUCUUAAGAAGCUACUAACACAGGUGAAAAAUCCACCAACUAUUGUCUUCACCACCUAUGGAAUUGUUCAGAACGAAUGGAGUAAGCUUUUGAAGGAGCAUAAAGAUAAAGACAUGUCAGAACCUACCACAGGCCUGUUCUCGUUAGACUUUUAUAGAAUUGUCAUAGAUGAAGGUCACAUAAUAAGAAACAGAAGUGCUGCGACAUCAAAGGCUAUUAUGAAUUUAUCAAGCAAAUGUAGAUGGGUUCUUACUGGGACACCGAUAAUCAAUAGAUUGGAUGACUUAUAUAGUCUUGUGAAGUUUUUGGCAUUGGAACCUUGGUCACAAAUAGGGUAUUGGAAAGCAUUUGUGUCUACCCCAUUUGAGAACAAAAACUAUAAGCAAGCCUUUGACGUGGUAAAUGCAAUUCUCGAGCCUGUUUUACUCCGGAGAACUAAACAAAUGAAAGAUACGAAUGGUAAACCCUUAGUCGAACUGCCACCAAAGGAAAUAAGAGUUGAGAAGCUGAAAUUAAAUAAAUCUCAAGAGGGAGUUUAUAAACUGCUUCUAGACAGGGCAGAAAGCUCAGUGAGAUCCGGUCUUGCUAGAGGUGAUCUAUUGAAGAAAUAUUCUACAAUUUUGGUCCAUAUUUUAAGACUAAGGCAAGUGUGCUGUGAUGUCCGAUUAAUAGGAACACAAGAUGAAAAUGAUGAAGAUUUACUAAAUAGCAACUCUUUCUUUUCUCAAGCAUCGGAUAAUGACAUAAUGCUCAAGGAUGCCCUUUCUGAAUCAUACGAAUGUAAUUUUACUCAGGAAGAUCUGGAUGCUGCUAUUUCCAGGUUACAAGAAAAAUAUACUAAGAAAGAGCAAUUGAAAUCAUUAGAAUGCUCUAUCUGUACAACAGAACCUAUUAAAUUUGAAAAACUCAUAUUUUUAGAAUGCGGUCAUCCUUAUUGUGAAGGUUGUUUGGCGGAAUACUUCGAAUAUCAAAAGCAAAAAAAGUUGAAUUCAAAAUGUCCAAACUGCCGUUUAACCAUCUCGAGUAAUCGUUUACUGACGGUGGACAGGAAUGGCAUUUCUGAUAACAUAACUUUCAUUCAGUAUAAUAACAACCCCAAAUCAGCAAAAAUCGCCGCACUUUUGAGGCAUCUGCAACAACUACAAGACUCUUCAUCUGGCGAACAUGUUGUUGUAUUUUCACAAUUCUCAUCUUACUUGGAUAUUUUAGAACGUGAAUUAAGUGAAUUUCUGCCGGCCAAAACAACAAAGAUUUACAAAUUCGAUGGUCGUUUAAGUUUGAAGGAACGUAGCACCAUCUUAAGUGAUUUCCAAGUAAAGGAUUUCGCCAAGCAAAAAAUUCUUUUGUUAUCUCUAAAGGCUGGUGGUGUUGGUCUAAAUCUCACAUGCGCAUCUCAUGCAUUUAUGAUGGAUCCAUGGUGGUCACCUAGUAUGGAAGAUCAAGCUAUUGAUAGAAUCCAUAGAAUUGGCCAACAAAAUAGUGUGAAUGUAACGAGAUUCAUUAUCGAAAAUUCAAUAGAGGAGAAAAUGCUGCGUAUACAAGAGAGAAAAAGGACUAUCGGCGAAGCAAUGGACGCUGACGAGGACGAAAGGCGGAAGAGAAGAAUCGAAGAAAUCAAAAUGCUUUUUGAAUGA
Kazachstania africana CBS 2517 is the source of this 3444-nucleotide messenger RNA. It is a transcript of the gene RAD5, whose product is annotated as DNA helicase RAD5. The transcript has a single exon. Lineage: Eukaryota; Fungi; Ascomycota; Saccharomycetes; Saccharomycetales; Saccharomycetaceae. The record is from RefSeq and is a predicted model, not a curated record. Gene Ontology annotation, molecular function: ATP-dependent chromatin remodeler activity; zinc ion binding; nucleic acid binding. Bases 1 to 3444 code for a protein of 1147 amino acids.